Sinocyclocheilus grahami is the source of this 1652-nucleotide messenger RNA. RefSeq names its product cyclin-dependent kinase-like 1. Gene Ontology annotation, cellular component: nucleus. Gene Ontology annotation, biological process: protein phosphorylation. Gene Ontology annotation, molecular function: protein serine/threonine kinase activity; ATP binding. The coding region runs from base 365 to 1426 and encodes 353 amino acids. Lineage: Eukaryota; Metazoa; Chordata; Actinopteri; Cypriniformes; Cyprinidae. The record is from RefSeq and is a predicted model, not a curated record. The transcript is spliced from 10 exons.
GUACUACUUCUCGUUUAUUUCUUCACGCCGUCUGCGCAUAAAAACUCUUCUAAAAUGACUCGCUGGAGAGAAUAAAUCGACGCAUGUCCAGUGACAUUGCCAUAUGCCGUUCUACCGGAACGACGGCUUAUAGGAUUCAGCUUUCUGGAAGACAAUGCCUCAGGAAAGUGCAGGCACUGAACUGAAAGAACUGCGUGUUUGGAGCUCAUGAGGAAUAUUUGCGACUGUAAUAAACAGUGAAAUGAUGCUCACAGCCAAUGAGGAAGGACUGUUAUUCUUUAACAUAGAGGAGAUGAGAAAAGUUUUGGAAUUGUAAUUGACAUGAGUCGUUCCUCGGUAUGUAACGCUUCAUGAUCUCUGUGAUAUGGAUAAGUAUGAGAAACUGGCUAAGAUCGGCGAGGGCUCAUACGGAGUGGUGUUCAAAUGCAGACACAGGGACACCGGUCAGAUAGUGGCCAUUAAAAAGUUUGUUGAGUCUGAAGAUGACCCGGUCAUCAAGAAGAUCGCACUGAGAGAAAUCCGCAUGCUGAAGCAGCUGAAGCAUGUGAAUCUGGUGAACUUGCUCGAGGUCUUCAGGAGAAAGAGACGCCUUCAUCUGGUCUUUGAGUUCUGUGAGCAAACUGUUCUAAAUGAACUGGACAAACACCCCAGAGGGGUUCCUGAGGCACAACUCAAGAGUAUUCUGUGGCAAACUCUACAGGCCGUGAACUUCUGUCACAAACACAAUUGUAUCCAUCGGGACGUCAAACCGGAGAACAUUCUUCUGACCAAGACCGGUGUGAUCAAACUAUGUGAUUUUGGCUUUGCUCGCAUCCUCACUGGUCCAGGUGAUGAUUACACUGAUUAUGUGGCAACACGAUGGUAUCGGGCCCCAGAACUCUUGGUCGGAGAUACUCAGUAUGGUCCCCCAGUGGAUGUCUGGGCCCUCGGUUGUGUCUUUGCCGAGCUGCUUUCUGCAAAUCCUCUUUGGCCGGGACGUUCUGACGUGGAUCAGCUGCACCUCAUACGACAAACCCUGGGUGACUUGAUCCCACGGCAUCAGCAGGUGUUUCACUCCAAUGUCUUCUUUAGUGGCGUCAGCAUCCCUGAGCCUGAUACCACGGAGCCGCUAGAGAAGAGGUUCCAUGGUGUUUCUCCUCAUGCUAUUACUGUGAUGAAGGUGAGAUAUCUAAGCGAUGUAUACAUGGAUCCAUCUGGUAGGUUGUCAUGUGAAGAGCUUUUAGAGCUGCCAUACUUCCAGGAGGAUGGGGGAACGGGAUGGGGCAGAGAAACUGAUCGCCUCCCAAGACGUUAUGAGAAAGGCACAAGACGCAGAGCUCCCGCGCCUCAAUACUUUCCCCAGCUGACCAAUAGUAACAUCUCACCAGCACCUGAACUGAGGAAUAAACACAGACACAAACACGACCAUCAUCUUCCCAACAUCUGACCUUGGGACUGGUGCAAAUGUGUUUAGGGCACACAUGUUUUCAGUGGAACGAGCUGAUGCAUGUAUUGCAAACAACAGAGGAUUGCAGAAAUGCUGUUAUACAGAAGGACUGACACUGUAAUAUUAGUAAUAUUACUGAAGCAUAGCUAUUUUAACAGUUAAUGUUGACAGAUAGUCCUGGAAUCUGAUAUUCUGCAUAUACAGUGGCCACAAAAAUAUUUUGACA